This is a messenger RNA of Marasmius oreades (fairy-ring Marasmius), 3025 nucleotides long. RefSeq lists its product as uncharacterized. Gene Ontology annotation, molecular function: ATP binding; protein serine/threonine kinase activity. Bases 52 to 2682 code for a protein of 876 amino acids. NCBI's taxonomy places the organism in Eukaryota, Fungi, Basidiomycota, Agaricomycetes, Agaricales, Marasmiaceae. The transcript is spliced from 16 exons. Gene Ontology annotation, biological process: peptidyl-serine phosphorylation; intracellular signal transduction. The record is from RefSeq and is a predicted model, not a curated record.
GGUUAUUCAGCAUCUCCUCCUUCUCCGAGUCCAUAUUCCCUUCAGUUUUCCAUGUAUUCCUCCGGCCGUAGGCCUCUUCCUACACCCCCAUCUAAGGGCUUUAACAAAUAUUCAAAUUACCCUUUAGGACGGCCCACAGAUCUAUAUCCUACCAACCCCUAUUACUCUUCUCAUGCUCCAGAUAAUGCUUACGAUCAGCCAUCUUCCUCUGCUUUGCCUGCUGGAACUUUACUUCACAAGGGCUUCUACGAUCUUCUCUCUAUGAUUCCUACUCCAUCACCUUCCCGUUUACUCUGGAACAAUUCUCAAGCACCAGUGGAAACUGUCGUCGCCGGUCCGCGCUAUGAAGAUAUGGCCCCUGCAGGCGCUAUCUCAGGAGGGCCGUCUUAUCCUGCUUCUACGCCCCUCAGUCUCGUACCGAGGAAAGGACGAAGGAUCAGUAAAGAUAUGGUUUCAAACCCGACUGGUUUUGUUCAUCUGGUGCAUGCCUCAGACGCGGAUCAGGCGGAAGCUCUGUUGACCCGAUGGGGUCCAGACGGUCUAGGGAAGCUUGGAGAUCCCCGUUGGGCUAACCCAAUUAAAAAUCGAAUCCGCCAGAAUAAUGAGGCCCGCGCAUUAAAUCAACCUAUCACUCCUUCCCACCCUACUGAAGCGACUCCGAUGGACGCCGGCAUUCUAGGUCCUCUCCGGGUUGUUAACGGUAUCAGUGCAACCACCACCUCCACUUUGACUACCGCCGCCAGAGAAAACUUCAGCACCAGACCAAUAUCCAUCGCGGAUGGUCUACCAGGGCGGCCCGGUAACUCCACCAUCCGCUGGGGCGGGGGCCUCAAGCAACAACAACCUGUGAUCCAAGAGCAUGAAGAUCAAGAACAGGGAACAUCCAAUGCAAAUCAGAUACCUAUCCAGGACAUUGUUCGACAAGUCACACCAAUUAUACCAUCUUUAGCCACCCUGGAGAAGGCGGUUUCGGCCAGAAUCUAUUUUGAAAAUCUAUACUUUCCCCUUUUUCGCCAUGCUCCUUCCAGAGAACAAAGGAGGCUAGCAAUGGAACGGGACAUGGAGGAGAUGCAACUCGGUCAUGCUCAUCGGGAAGGACUUCGAGAACGCUGGAGGCAGAAUGAGACUGAUUAUCUCCGCGAAAAGAGACGCAAAGUUGAUGUUUCCGCGUUUACUAUCCUCAAGACGAUCGGACAUGGCGCUUUUGGUGUCGUCUCUCUCGUAAGGGAACAAACGACCGGCCAACUUUAUGCGAUGAAACAACUACGCAAGGUAGACAUGCUCCGCAAAGGCCAGGAAGGCCAUGUCAGAGCAGAACGCGAUAUCCUUAAGUCGGCUUCACUAGUUUCUUCUCCCGGCGGAGCAGAGUGGAUUGUCAAGCUGUAUUACAGUUUCCAGGACCGUGAUAAUCUGUACUUGGUUCUGGAAUAUAUGGGUGGUGGAGAUCUCUUGAACCUACUGAUAGAAAGAGAUGUCUUUGAUGAAGAAUUCACUCGAUUCUAUAUAGCGGAAAUGGUACUUGCUAUUGAAUCGUGCCACAGACAUGGGUUCAUUCACCGUGAUAUUAAGCCGGACAAUUUCCUUUUUGACCCAGAAGGGCACAUCAAACUUAGCGACUUCGGUCUUGCGACCGAUCUCCAUUGGGCGCACGAUACUUCAUACUACGAACAACAGCGACUUCAUCUAUUACAUAAGCACGGCAUAGACUUGGAAGACAGCAACGGAAUUGCUGACGACAAACGAACGAGGCGCAUGGACCGCAAGGAAGUGGAGAAACUGAUGGGUGAUGGUGAUGGGUCGGGCGGAUUAUUUACUUGGAGGGAGAAGAAUCGAAGAAAGCUGGCAUACUCCGUAUGCGGAACAAAUUCCUACAUGUCUCCCGAGGUAAUCCGCGGCAACGGUUAUUCUUAUUCUUGCGAUUGGUGGAGCCUAGGAGUCAUUAUGUUUGAGUGUCUUUACGGCUUUCCCCCUUUCGUCAGCAACUCGGUGGGCCUCCUUCCGCUUUUUUGUUGGCCAUAUGCAUACCGAGUUACUGACAACAUCUCGGUACCCUUACAGCGACACCAAACUAGAACGAAAAUAUUGAAUUGGAAACAAUCGUUGAGGUUCCCCUCCGAACGUCAAGUGUCGCGGGACGGGGUGAAUUUGAUACAACAACUACUAUGUGAACCUGAAGACCGACUAGGCUCUCAAGGGGCAGUAUCUCGACUCCCUUCGUCUUUCCACUCACCUAGAAGGAGCGCUUUCCUACCAGGUCCAGAACCUGUCGGCGUAGAUGGUGCACAUCUCAUCAAAGCACAUCCUUGGUUCAGGGGAAUCGAUUGGGCAAGUAUUCACCGCUACUCCGCCCCAUAUCGUCCGGAGCUUCGCCAUCCAGAAGACACCCGUCAUUUCGAUUCUGAUAUCCCAGCAGAGCCAUUGGCACCUGCUAACGGAGCACCACCAGAAGCAACGAGAGAUCUAAUGCUCAAGGACAAAGUGCACGGGCAAGAAAUUCUUGCUGUACGCAAGGCACUGGCGUUUGCGGGAUUCACUCAUAAAAGCCCAAGGCCGCUCAAUUAUGCGCGAGCAGACCUUACUUUUGAGCGGGAACAAGAUGCCGAUCAACAGAAGACCAUACGGGGACGGUCCAAAAUACGUGUGUCUCGAGAAACUGGCAGAGGCCGUGCCAUUUCAAUGUAAUCAUGCCCGAUAUGAACGAGUGGACCAAUCCCGAUUGCGCUGCACACUGUGGAGACCUGUCGCGUGUGGCCGAUUUACACGAUCUAGUCAAUGUCUGUCGCUGAGGUUUCGCCUUCAUUCUUUUUUUGUCCGAAAUUAUAUGUUCUUGUUUUUGUUCAUCGAUUCAUCCCAUAUUGUCUGACUCGAUCUUGGGAUCUACUUAAUAUAUUGCUGUUUUUACUACACCCGUUUCGCCUUUUCUUUCCUACGUUCAUGUAUCGUUUCAUCUGUCAGUGUUUCCAUUUGUCAUUAUCGGAUAAUCUGUUUUGUAUUUCAGGUUGAAUGUAUGUUGCUACUUCAUCUC